Oenanthe melanoleuca is the source of this 4366-nucleotide messenger RNA. RefSeq lists its product as uncharacterized. The transcript has 2 exons. NCBI's taxonomy places the organism in Eukaryota, Metazoa, Chordata, Aves, Passeriformes, Muscicapidae. The record is from RefSeq and is a predicted model, not a curated record. Bases 2067 to 3023 code for a protein of 318 amino acids.
ACUGUUCUGUGCCAUACUGUGCCAUGCUGUGGUACACAGUAUCCUGCCAUACCGUGUGGUCCCACUGCUGUGUCCCAAGACUGGGAGAAAAAAAUAAAAAACCACCCCCAAAGUGAUCCAGGCACAAACAUGGACCCGGAGAAAGCUGCAGCUGCAGAAGUUUGGAAAUGUGGGGGAAAAAAAAUAAAAUAAGUGAGAGUUGCUAAAAUGUGGCUCUAGGGGAAUGGUGGUGCUGCAGGGAGGUUUUGGGGUGGUAGGACCCCAUCCCUGGGGAUGUCCAAGGCCAGGCUGGACAGGGUUUGCUCCAGUGGAAGGUGUCCCUGCCCAUAACAGGGAGUGGAAAUAGAUGAUAACUUGAAGGUCCCUUCUGACCCAAACCUGUGAUUCUGUGAUCAGCAGGAAAUUCUCCCCUCUGAGGGUGAGGAGGCCCUGGCAAGGUUCCCACAGAAGGCAGGGGUGGAAUUAUGAUAACUUUAAAGUCCCCUCCAGCCCAGACCAUUCCAUGACAUCCCACGGCCGUGCCAGCCCAUGGAUGCCAGCAGUUGCACAAUGCUGAGCAAUGAUAAUGGUGUGUGUGUACCUGCCAAGGCAGAGCUCUCCUGAAGGGCCGUGGUCACUUCCCUGCUGAGUGCUGAGCAAGUAGAGGCAGGCUCAGCUGAUAAAAGCUGCAUUUACUGAGAUAAGGGAACAGCAGAGCUCCAGCACUGAGCUGCUGCUAUUGCCUGCAGAGUCCUGGCUGCUCCACCUCGGGAGGAACCCGAGGGCAGGAGGUGCUACAUGAGAGCACUGAGAGGUUUUAUGUGGGCGAUGGAGACAGGUUGUUUAAGGAUUAUCCCCAUCCAAAGGUGUCUCUUGUUACCAGGAAGAAUCCCAAGGGAAGCUGGAGCUUCAGAAAGAUGCUAGCCAUAAAUGCAAGGUCUAUAAAACCCCAAAAUCUCCUCUACAAGCUCCCAGCAGCAUCUCCAGUGCGAGCAGCACAGCACUGUAUCAGUGACAUGGGGCUUCCACAAAACAGGUGAUGGGUUGUCCCAAACAAAACUCAACAUGGUCUUCCCAGUGUUUGACAUCCGAGCCUGCAAACCUGGUGAUUAUGGCCAGGAUCAUGGAAGCCCAGAAUGGCUGGGGUUGGAAGGGACCUUAAAGACAUCCCAACCCAAUGCCCUGCCAUGAGCACAGAGGGUCUCUGUGGUGCCACAGCCCUGGUGCACCGUGGGGGAGAGGGCUUGGGGCUGGGCAUGGAGCUCUGAGUGCCACAGAAUCACAGCUCCGAGCUGUGACCUCCAGGGCAGAGCUGCUCCUUCCUGCAGGCACCGAACAAAUUCAGCAAUAACCACCAGAAGACAUGGGGGUGAUGCCUUUGUCCCCUGCUGCAGCUCAGGGGACCGUGACCAGCCUCAGUAACGAGCCCUGGAGCAGACAGUUCGUUCUCUCUCUGCCCCCAAGACCCAAGCUGUUAUUUUCCAAACAAAGGGUGGAAAAAACACAGACGAUUUUUCAUCUGUCCCAUCUCUGACCCUUUGUCCAAGGCAACAGAAAUAAUUAGAGCUUGCUGCAGCCUUUUGCUAAUGAAAAAUGAGGUUUGGGGCCAACCUGUUCUGCAUUUGAAGUUCAGGCUCCAAGAGUACGUGGACAGCUUCAUGCCCAUGGAUUGUCUGACUCCUGCAUGCUCCUUCAGAUAUUCGGCACAUUCCUGCAGUGGGUGGUGAGCCACAAAUCAGGGUCAGAGGUAAUCCCCAAUUAUUUAGCCCUUUUACUGUUCUCGUGCUUGCCAAACAAUUCUCCAUAUCAGGAUUUGCUCAUGACCUUAAGGGACGUUGCCAAGGAUUUAGGAGUCCCCCUAAAAGGAGGAUCCAAAUGAAGUUAUUGCAUUCUUGGGCAUCAAGUGAGAUUGCUCGAGAGUUGAGUUACACUUUCCUGGGGAUCAGUUUUCAUAAGCAGGGGCUGAUGCAAUCAUCAAUUCGCCUUCUCGCUUGUGUUUGCUGAAUUAUUUCUACAUGGAGGGCUCCUUUACACCACACGAUUCAGGCAGUAACAAAAUGUUUUAAAAGGCUGAAUUCCCUCAAGCCAUGCGUGGAGCAGCAGCUCUCCUGAGCGCUCCUCCAGCAGGGCUGGGCGUCACAGGACCGACAGCUCGUGUCCAGGGGGAUUUGCAGCUAUUUACAGAGGCACGGGAAGCAAUCCCGGCUCGGGUUACUGGCACCGGAGGUGAAAGCUCCGCCGUGCCGAGGCUGGAGCGGGCGCGGUGCCGGCAGGGAUGCGCUCAGCCUCGGCAUCCUCGGCCCCGAGCCCCGGGCAGGAACACCCCGUGCUUUCCGCACAGAACAGCUCCUGUGGGAGCCAGGCUGGGCAGCGGGGCUCUCUCUGUGCUCGGCAAACGUGACAGCUCCGCUCCCGAGCCCCGCGGCUCCGCAGCUGCUGCUGCCGCCUCCGGGACGGGCGGGAGGCACGGGCUGGGCAGCGGGGCACGGACAGCGGGGGACAGCACCUCCAUCCCUGCAUCCCUGCAUCUUCCAUCCCUGCAUCCCUCCAUCCCUGCAUCUUCCAUCCCUGCAUCCCUCCAUCCCUGCAUCUUCCAUCCCUGCAUCCCUCCAUCCCUGCAUCUUCCAUCCCUCCAUCCCUGCAUCCCUCCAUCCCUGCAUCUUCCAUCCCUGCAUCCCUCCAUCCCUGCAUCUUCCAUCCCUCCAUCCCUGCAUCUUCCAUCCCUGCAUCCCUCCAUCCCUGCAUCUUCCAUCCCUCCAUCCCUGCAUCCCUCCAUCCCUGCAUCUUCCAUCCCUCCAUCCCUGCAUCCCUCCAUCCCUGCAUCUUCCAUCCCUCCAUCCCUGCAUCCCUGCAUCCCUCCAUCCCUGCAUCUUCCAUCCCUCCAUCCCUGCAUCCCUGCGGUCCUGCUGAGUGCUCAGUGUGGGAUGUGCCCGGCAGGAGCUGCCGGGAGCGCUGCUCGGCUCCUUUCCCACCGCAGUGUCCCGCACCCCUCAGCCAAGGCUGCUCCCAGGGGAUGCUGCGGGACCCCACAGCGCAGGGUGUGAGCAGCAGCUCGACACCCACCAGGGCUCUGCUGAGCCUUCUGGGAGUUGCACAAGCCCGAUUUGGGGUGAGGCCGGCUGGUUUCAGCCGUGUGUGAUCUCGAUAGCACAGCUGGCCGCGCUCGCUGCCGUGGAACCGGCAGGAACCGUCACGAGUCAGAAGUCGAGAUUUAAUAUUGCAAAUAUGUGCAUCCAUCGCUGCCUAAUUGCAUUGGUUGAGGCUGCCACGGGCUCUGGCUGGAUAAAGCCCUGGGAAAACACAGCGAGAGCUGUUGUCUCUGUGCCCUCCCUCCGGCACGACCCUGGAGCGCUGCCGGGCACGUGAGAGCUGCGGGAAUGACGCUGGCAUCGCUCAGCGAAACUCGCCCCAGGACUAUUCAAACCAAAGCCAUUCCCCUCUCCGAGCAGAGAUGUUUGCCAGCACCCAGUGAAGCAGUGGGAGGAACAUGUAGGUGGAAACUAUUUGGAAGUGGCAAAAUUUGUGGACAUUAAUAAGAGACUUUAGCCCACUUUGAUAGUGUGUUUAAUAAAACACGCCGGCUUCCCGGUGACAUCCUGCCCUGCCAAGCCCUGGCAGCUCACGCUGUUUAACCAGUUCCCCCCCGGCUCUUGCACCAUCUCGUGAGAAAGAACCCCGGGCGUGCACACCCGGCACACCCCGGGGCUGCACGGCCUCGGCUCUGUCUGCACCGCCCUAAUCACGGAAUCAGGGACUCAUGGAAUGGGCUGGCUUGGCUUGGAAGGGACCUGAAAGUUAUCCAGUUCCACCCCUGCCACCAGACCUGCUCCAAGCCCCGUCCAACCUGGCCUUGGGCACUUCAGGGAUGGGAGAGCCAUCCCAGAGGUGACAUCCUGGCUGCUGCAGGUGGGGCAGGGCACAGCCAGGGGUGACAGCAGCUUUAGGGAGGCAGGGAGGAUGAGGAAUCACUUCUCCCUCCUCUGGUGGAUGCUCUGCACAAUGGGAUCUGAUCACAUCCCUCCUCCUGCCUCACAUCAAACAGUGAGUCAGCGCUGGAGCCCCAUCAGAUGUCUCUGCCCAGCUUUCAUAUCUGGGAAGCAGAGAGGAUGGUGCUCUGUGAGUAUGCAAAGCAAGGAAAGCAGGGUGCCUUCAGAUCUGCCACUUGGAAAAUACCAGGUUAUUUAUUUUCCACUGGCACCCACGUACCCCAGCAGGAAUCAACAGCACUGAGGCUCCCAGUCUGGGGAGAUGUUGUUCUUUCGGGGGAUGCAGGUAACAACAGCUGCAGGGCUGAACUGCAUCAUGUCUGAGUCAAAUAUUAACCCAGAGAAUAUUCUGAACUUGCUAAUUGAGUCAAAAAAUAUCACACACCCACCCCUAAAAAUAA